AUUCAUCAUUUACAGCUUCUUCACAUUUAUACAGUUUGGGGAGACUUGGAUGAAACUUUAGAAACUUUGCCAACUCUUUGCAUUAUACUUGGGGCAUUUUUCAAGGCACUUACUUGCUUUUGUAAGGAGAAAGAAUUGCAGGAACUUUUAGAUUGUAUCAGAAAUGAUUGGAAGGUCUGGAAUUCUGGAAAAGAAUUUGAAAUUUUAAAAUCAUAUGCAGAAAGUGGAAAAUUUCUAACCUUAUUAUUUACUGGGGACAUUUAUAUGACGCUGAGUACAAUAAUGGCAAUGUGUCUCUCACCUAUAAUCUUGGACGUUAUAAUACCUCUAGACGAACCGAGAAUGAAACUGAUGAUAUAUCCAGUUGAGCUUUAUAUAAAUAAAGACAAAUAUUUCAUUUAUAUUUUUUGCUUUACUGUCAUAUGUGCUUCGGUAAUGAUGACAUAUACUCUUGCUUGUGAAUCAAUGUAUGCUAUUAACACUCAACAUGCUUGUGGAUUGUUUGCUAUUGUUAGGUAAGAAGAGCUAAUUGGUUUUAUAAAUUAAUUUUAUUUGUCUUACAAUUUCUUGCCUAAACGUGUAAGAAAUGUUUAAAGUCUACGAAGAAGGAAGAAACAUUAAUAAGUUUUAACUAUUGUGUGAAAGUGAAAAAUUCAUUUAAAUGAAUCUAACUAUCCAUUUAACAAUGGACAGUUAAAGAGUCAACUUAUUCAAUAUUAACCCGUUGACUGU
Molecule: messenger RNA, 732 nt
Organism: Leptopilina heterotoma
Lineage: Eukaryota; Metazoa; Arthropoda; Insecta; Hymenoptera; Figitidae
Exons: 3
Biological process (GO): sensory perception of smell
Cellular component (GO): membrane
Molecular function (GO): olfactory receptor activity; odorant binding
Source: RefSeq, a predicted model, not a curated record